This is a messenger RNA of Osmerus eperlanus (European smelt), 2258 nucleotides long. RefSeq names its product neuronal differentiation 1 (gene neurod1). The transcript is spliced from 2 exons. The record is from RefSeq and is a predicted model, not a curated record. Gene Ontology annotation, molecular function: E-box binding; protein dimerization activity; DNA-binding transcription factor activity, RNA polymerase II-specific. Gene Ontology annotation, cellular component: nucleus. Gene Ontology annotation, biological process: axon development; sensory organ development; positive regulation of transcription by RNA polymerase II. NCBI's taxonomy places the organism in Eukaryota, Metazoa, Chordata, Actinopteri, Osmeriformes, Osmeridae. The coding region runs from base 163 to 1215 and encodes 350 amino acids.
AGCCCCAGCCUCGGCCCCGUCCUCCCUCUCAGCCUCGGCGACGAGGCUAUAUAACCUCAGCAUCCGAGGAGCGCCCCACCACAUCAGCAUCUACACAGGAGAACACACACCUACAGGGGAAUGCCCGGCUCAGAACUGCUCUCACAAACACAGAUUUGAGACAUGACGAAGUCGUACACGGAGGAGACCAUGUUGUCCGACCCUCAAGACUCGACGACUUGGCCCGAGGACGGUCACGGGUCCCAAGACGAGAACGACCCGGAGAAGAACAGCAAGGCUCACGAGGAACUGGCGGGAGACAUGGAUGACGAAGACGAGGAAGAGUUCAACCGUCUCGAUGAGGAUGAUGAUGACGAAGAGGAAGAGGAAGAUGAGGGCGACGCUCAGAAGCCAAAACGACGAGGACCAAAGAAGAAGAAAAUGACAAAAGCCAGGGUGCAGAGGUUUAAGAUGAGGCGCAUGAAGGCUAACGCGCGUGAGAGGAACCGCAUGCACGGACUCAACGACGCGUUGGAGAGUUUGCGUAAAAUUGUGCCGUGCUACUCCAAGACACAGAAGCUAUCCAAGAUCGAGACGCUGCGUCUGGCUAAGAAUUACAUCUGGGCCCUGUCUGAGAUCCUGCGCUCCGGGAAAAGUCCGGACCUCAUGUCCUUCGUCCAGGCCCUGUGCAAAGGCUUGUCCCAGCCCACAACCAACCUAGUGGCGGGGUGCCUGCAGCUGAAUCCUCGCACCUUCCUCCCCGAGCAGUCACAGGAGCUGCCCGGUCAUAUGCAACCCCCAGGAGCGUCGUUUGCUGCGCAUCCCUACUCCUACCAGACCCCAGGCCUUCCCAGCCCGCCCUACGGUACGAUGGACAGCUCCCACAUCUUUCACGUCAAGCCGCACUCCUACGGCAGCGCGCUGGAGCCGUUCUUCGAAACCGCCCUGACAGACUGCACUAGUCCGUCAUUUGACGGACCCUUAAGCCCUCCGUUGAGCGUGAACGGAAACUUUUCCUUCAAACACGAGCCUUCAUCAGAGUUCGAGAAGAACUAUGCCUUCUCCAUGCACUACCAGGCGGCUGGUCUGGCGGGAGCGCAGGGCCACGCGCCCUUGUACCCCAGUUCGGCGCAGCGGUGCGAGAUCCCAAUGGACAACCUCAUGUCCUACGACGGACACACGCAUCACGAGCGGGUCAUGAACGCCCAACUCAAUGCGAUAUUUCAUGAUUCGUGAAUAUAUACAAUCCAUCGUUAAAGACUUUAUGCGCGUCAUGUUAUCCUGUGUCACAAAUAGCAGUGAUUUCUGGCUUGUUCUCCUGUAUGGUAUUUAUUGUACUGCCUUUAGGACGAGCGGGCUUAUACAGCUCGCUCACCUUCUGUGUUCUAUAGCGCUUCUUUAUGGUAUGGUCUCUAGACGACUUUACUCAGAAUGUGUUGAUUUACCGUAUCACAAAACCACAAGCAAUAAUUUGGAAACUAUGCAAUUUUUAAACCAGUACUUGGCCAAUACAAAUUAAUAAAGAUUUCUAUAUUUUUCAAACUGAUUUUUGCAACUGCUCUAUCUAUACACACUCAAAUUAUCCUGUUGUGAUUUUGUAUAGAAGCCUGAAUUUCUUUUUUAUGUCAAGUUCCUAUAGAGCCUAUAGUCCCCCCUAGUCCAUGUAUGUUUUAUAAAAACAGACACGUCUCUUCUUCAUACAACGUUUCAACCGUUUUAAGCAACUGUAUUUAUUUACCAGAUGGGCAAGAGAUUCUACAAAUGUUGCCUUACAGCAAAACUGUAUUUUGGUUGCACUGAAAUGGGUUAAAUAUUUCCCAAAACUAAUUAUUCCAAACAAUUCAGAAGGUUGAGUAAAUCUACAUUUUAAGGCCUUAUUGCAAUACAAAGCACAGAAAUGCUUGGCCUUCCAUGCAAAAACUUUCACCGUACAUUUAUAAGCAGUGGCCAUGAACCAACUGUUAAUCAACGCUGGACAGUCAUACAGCAGAUUUAUGUUAUCCUCCGUGUGUUAUUGCAUGUGGAAACACACUCCGAGGCUAUAGACUGAAGUUGGUUCGACAUCAUAAAAAUUGCUUUUAAUCUUUGUGUGUCUGCAGUGUUACGUACGCAAUCGGAAUAUGAGUUUGUUUUCAGACCAAUACGGAUUAUUUUGAAGAUUUCAGUUAUCCUCCGAGUGAUUGAAGUGUUCAUAUUGUAAUUCCUCCGAGAUUAAUGUAUGCGUGUAAAUCCCUGGAGGCGCGGGAUUAUGUGUAGAAUAAAAGUGAAUGACGAGCCUA